Molecule: messenger RNA, 573 nt
Organism: Arabis nemorensis
Lineage: Eukaryota; Viridiplantae; Streptophyta; Magnoliopsida; Brassicales; Brassicaceae
Source: the annotation of a GenBank genome assembly
AUGUCGGCGUUAAAGAGCCGUAGUAACUCGUUAGCCGGACUAACUUUAGACGCAGUACUUGGCGGCGAGAUCGUUAUACAACCGUCGUCUCCACCGUCUCCUCCACCGCUUCCACCGCAAAAAUCUCUUGUACAAAUUUUCCGUGAGAAACUCCGUUUAAAACGCACCGGUUCCGCUUGGACCUCGUCUCUACAUAUCCCUGCCUCUGAUAUUCUGCCGCUUGGAUCCGCGUUCCGACCACACUCAGGAGGUUUGAGUAACGAUUCGAUCAACCUACGAGAUCUCGUCUGCGCAAUUCCGAUGUCGGAUCCACCUGGUUCUUCAGGACGAGCUAUGUUCAGUCGAGGAUCUUCGAUGCGGGUCGGGUCGGGUAAAAACCCGGACGAUUUCGCUGACGUCAACAUCCCUGGAGACGGACCACCGUCGAGGAGUUUCAAACCGCAGUUAUCACGGCACGAUUCCGUUAGAGAUCACAGUGACGGAGAGGAAGAUAACAGACGGCGUCAUCCUGUGGUUACGUUCGUUGAAGAGAGGCAAAUUAGCUUCGUACUCGAAUUCCUUGAGAUCUUUUAG